AUGCCGAGAAGAAAGUGUUGCGAACAUCCAACACGACAUAUCGACUCUCCCGGUGAACCAAAAGUUCAAAGAUCAGUUUCUUUACGACUCGAUCGAUUUAUGCGUGACUGGUAUGAUCUCGGUGAUGUUAAUGUAAGUGGACUCUGUGCGAAAUGCCGCGCAUUCGAGAGCAAGCAGAUGGCAGAAGAUGAAGCGAUGGAUGUCGAAGAGACUAUCAGUCCAAAGGAUGAUAUGUUCAAUGAUGAUGAACAAGACGAAGAAAAAAAAGAAGAAGAUGAUGAUUAUGAUGAUGAUAACAACGACAUUUGUGAUGAAGACGAAAAUAGUGAUGAUGAUUCACUUCACGAACUAACCUAUCAGCAACAAGAAGCAAUGGAAACAUUAUCCAAUGUUUUUCAAAUGCUGAAUAUGAGCCUGAUUCAUGAUCAGUGA
Didymodactylos carnosus is the source of this 432-nucleotide messenger RNA. NCBI's taxonomy places the organism in Eukaryota, Metazoa, Rotifera, Eurotatoria, Philodinida, Philodinidae. The record is from the annotation of a GenBank genome assembly.